Molecule: messenger RNA, 1728 nt
Organism: Baudoinia panamericana UAMH 10762
Lineage: Eukaryota; Fungi; Ascomycota; Dothideomycetes; Mycosphaerellales; Teratosphaeriaceae
Exons: 2
Coding region: 1-1728 (575 amino acids)
Biological process (GO): sulfur amino acid metabolic process
Cellular component (GO): cytoplasm
Molecular function (GO): adenylylsulfate kinase activity; sulfate adenylyltransferase (ATP) activity; ATP binding
Source: RefSeq, a predicted model, not a curated record
AUGGCCAAUCCACCUCAUGGCGGCGUAUUGAAAGACCUCGUAGCUCGCGAUGCUCCGCGAAGAAAGGAACUCUCCGCAGAGGCGGAAAAGCUGUCAGCUAUCGUUCUCAAUGACCGGCAACUCUGCGACAUGGAGUUGAUCCUCAAUGGCGGCUUCUCACCUCUCGAAGGUUUCAUGAGCGAGAAAGACUACAAGGGCGUGGUUGAAGACAGUCGUCUUGCGGACGGCAACCUCUUCUCAAUGCCAAUAUGCUUGGACGUCAAUGAGCAUGAUGUGCAAGAGCUGGGCCUCAAGUCAGGUGCUCGCGUGACCCUGCGAGACUCCCGUGACGAUCGAAACCUGGGUAUCAUGACCAUCGAAGAUGUCUACAAGCCGGACAAGGACAACGAGGCUAAGAAAGUUUUUGGUGGUGACCCUGAGCAUCCAGCGGUCAAGUACCUCUUCACCCAGACCGGCGAGUACUACGUUGGCGGCAAGAUCGAGGCCAUUGACCGUCUGAUGCACUACGACUACGUUGCUUUGCGCUACACUCCUGCCGAACUACGCCUCCACUUCGACAAGCUCGGCUGGUCUCGCGUCGUUGCUUUCCAGACUCGCAACCCUAUGCACCGCGCUCACCGAGAACUCACGGUUCGUGCUGCUCGCAGCAGGCAAGCCAACGUGCUUAUUCACCCUGUGGUUGGCAUGACCAAGCCUGGCGACAUCGACCACUUCACUCGCGUGCGUGUGUAUCAGGCUCUCCUCCCUCGCUACCCCAACGGCAUGGCUGUGCUUGGCUUGCUACCACUGGCGAUGCGUAUGGGUGGCCCACGCGAAGCGAUCUGGCAUGCUAUCAUCCGUAAGAACCACGGUGCAACGCACUUCAUUGUCGGACGUGAUCAUGCAGGACCUGGCAAGAACAGCAAGGGCGAAGAGUUCUACGGCCCUUACGACGCACAGUACGCGGUUGAGAAGUACCGCGAUGAGCUUGGCAUUGAGGUUGUGCCCUUCCAGCAGAUGACCUACCUUCCCGAUAGCGACGAGUACCGUCCAAAAGACGAAGUGCCGAAGGAGGUUCGCACGCUCGACAUCUCCGGCACAGAGCUGCGACGUCGUCUACGGACGGGCGCAGACAUCCCGGACUGGUUUUCUUACCCGGAAGUUGUGCGAGUGCUACGCGAAUCGCAUCCUCCACGAAACAAGCAAGGCUUCACAGUCUUCCUUACGGGCUAUACUAACUCCGGCAAAGACGCCAUUGCCCGUGCGCUCAAUGUUACGCUGAACCAGCAAGGUGGCCGGUCCGUCUCGCUGCUACUCGGCGAAACAGUUCGCAGUGAGCUGUCCUCCGAGCUGGGCUUUUCGCAUGAAGACAGGAACAGGAACAUUGCUCGCAUCGGUUUUGUCGCCUCCGAGCUUACCAGAGCCGGUGCGGCCGUUAUUGCGGCCCCCAUCGCGCCAUUCGAGAAGUCGCGAAAAGCUGCGCGAGAGAUUGUUGAGAAGUUCGGCAGCUUUUACCUCGUCCACGUUGCAACGCCACUCGAGUACUGCGAGAAGACGGACAAGCGUGGCAUCUAUGCUAAAGCGCGGAAGGGCGAAAUUAAGGGCUUCACGGGCGUCGAUGAUCCAUAUGAGGAGCCCAAGGGCAAGGAAGCGGACCUCGUGGUAGAUAUCAGCAAGGACAAUGUAAGGACGGCAGUGCAUCAGAUCGUGCUGUUAUUGGAGAGUGAGGGUCUUCUUGAUCAGCUAUAA